UGGCUGAAUUGUACCAUCGCCAUGAGAGGAGUUUCUCCCCAAACCAAACCUUGACUUUCACAUGAUACAUACGUUGUCCAAUUUCGCUCCCCUUUCCUGGGAUUGUCCGCUGAAAUAAAUUUAAAUGGUUCCUAGGUUUGUUUCAAUAUCGGUACGAGGCGAUUAAAACUAUGGUUCCUUACCGUGAAACCUAUGUUUUUUAUUGACACUACUAAUGAAUUAAUCUAGCUAGCAACCACGUAAAAGCCUCCGAAUGAAGAGAAGGCACGACAAAAAGUGGCACGAAGCACAUCCACUUCCCCUUACUCUUGUAUUCGCGGCAUGGCCUUGACCUUUGAUGAUCUGAGCUAUGGACAUUGAGAACCGGAAGUCAAAAACUAGAAGAAUUCGCGAGUGGUUUAACAGAAAGAACAAGAGAGCCGACGCAUAUCAAUGGAAUGAAGUUUCAGAUGACAGUGAGGACGAUAGCCUGGAUGAUGACCUCGUUAGAUCGUUGGAGAUAGAUCCAUGCAUCUUUACCAAUGAAUUGAGAAUCUUUGUGGGUACAUGGAAUGUCGCCGGAAGAUCUCCCGUUGGAAGCUUAGCCGUAGAUGUGAAUGAAUGGCUAAAUCUCAAGGAUGCGGCUGAUAUGUAUGUUCUAGGGUUUCAAGAGAUUGUGCCUUUGAAAACCAAAAACGUGAUAGGAGUAGAAGACCCAACUGAAGCAACAAACUGGAACUUGCUCAUCGGAAAAACUCUGAACGACAAGUAUGGAUGCCCCUGGUUGACCCCCAUGUUGAAUCCAAUCUCAAGUGAAAACUAUCAUUUUGUUAGGUUCCCCGGUUUCGGAAGGAGGGCAAGUUUUAGCGGCCAUUCUGGAUUUACAGGGCCGGAGCUAUCAAAGGCACAGCAUGAAGGGGAGGCAUAUGGGGGCAGCAAAUAUAAGCUAAUGGCAAGCAAGAAGAUGGUUGGAGUGUUUAUAAGUGUAUGGAUGAAGAAGGAAUUUCUCACAAAGUACUGCAUUUCAGAUGUUAAGGUUUCUUCCGUGGCUUGUGGCAUCAUGGGAUACUUGGGGAAUAAAGGUUCAGUUUCAGUUAGUAUGUCUAUUGAAGGAACCAGCUUUUGCUUCAUUGCUGCUCACUUGGCUUCCGGCGAGAAGAGAGGUGAUGAAGGCAGGAGGAAUCACCAAGUCUCAGAGAUUUUCAGACGAACUUCAUUCCCCCGUUCUUCUGAAGAUGAUGACAAUCCUCAUCCUAUCACCAUCCUAGGACACGAUCGUAUAUUCUGGUUCGGAGAUCUCAACUAUCGGCUGUACCAAGACAACAUUUUGGCCAAGGAAUUCAUAAAGAAGCAAGAUUGGAAAGCAUUGCAGGAAUUUGAUCAGCUCCGAAAGGAACUUGAAGAUGGAGGAGUGUUCGAAGGUUGGAGAGAAGGGAACAUAGAAUUCGCACCAACAUACAAAUACUCCUCGGCAAAUUGCAAUCGGUACACAGCUGGCCUGCCAGGCAGAUCAGGAGAGAAGCAAAGAACUCCAGCAUGGUGUGACAGAAUACUGUGGUAUGGAAAAGGAGUGAGGCAACUUUCCUAUUUUCGAAGUGAAAGCAAGUUCUCUGACCACAGACCAGUUUCUGCACUCUUUUCUAUACCAAUAGAAGUCAUGAAGGUUACCAAUCCGAGAAAGGUUUUUCCUACAGGCACCUUUCUGCCCAUGCCUUCCGGGAAACUGGAGCCAAUCGAUAGCAAAGGAGGGGCCAGAUCUACCUUGCUAUCACUGAUUUCCAAGGAAUCAGUAAAGGGUAUAGGAUCAUUGCCAUAAAACAUGCAAAUACAAUAGCAAAAACAGAGGAAGUGCAAUUUUAGGCAAUGCUGCUUUGCUAUGUUGCCACAGCUGGCUUUCUAGAGAAGCAUCAUUUUAAGUAAUUCUGACUUAUGUUCUUUAGAAAAGAAAAUUUUCACUUUGUAGGGUUUCAAAGUGCAAUUUUAAGUUAGAUUGAUGGAAAGUGAAAGUUGAUUAAUAACUACAUGAUUCGUUUCCUUCAA
Molecule: messenger RNA, 2019 nt
Organism: Populus nigra (black poplar)
Lineage: Eukaryota; Viridiplantae; Streptophyta; Magnoliopsida; Malpighiales; Salicaceae
Product: type IV inositol polyphosphate 5-phosphatase 7-like
Exons: 7
Coding region: 350-1795 (481 amino acids)
Biological process (GO): phosphatidylinositol dephosphorylation
Molecular function (GO): phosphatidylinositol-3,4,5-trisphosphate 5-phosphatase activity; inositol-polyphosphate 5-phosphatase activity; phosphatidylinositol-4,5-bisphosphate 5-phosphatase activity
Source: RefSeq, a predicted model, not a curated record